UGACAGAAUCGGGCCUUUCUAUGGUUGACUGGCACCUGGUGAAAGAGAUGAAACCCCCAAGAACGCAGCAGGAGUGGGAAGCUGAGUUCCAGAAGUACCAGCAGUUCCCGGAGUUUAAAAUCCUGAAUCAUGACAUGACGCUGACAGAGUUCAAGUUCAUUUGGUACAUGGAGUAUUCACACCGUAUGUGGGGCCGCGUUGUGGGUUUGGCCUACAUUCUGCCCGCCGCCUACUUCUGGCGAAAGGGCUGGCUCAGCCACCCCAUGAAGGGCUGCGUUCUUGCGCUCUGCGGGCUGGUGUGCUUCCAGGGACUGCUGGGAUGGUACAUGGUGAAGAGCGGGCUGGAAGAGAAGCCAGACUCUUACGACAUUCCCCGGGUCAGUCAGUACCGUCUCGCAGCACAUCUUGGCUCUGCGCUGGUUCUGUACUCUGCUAGCCUGUGGACCGGGCUGUCUUUGCUGCUUCCACAACACAAGUUGCCUGAGACCCAUCGGCUCCUUCGCCUGAGACAAUUUGCUCAUGGCACUACAGCUCUCAUUUUUCUUACUGCUCUUUCAGGUGCCUUUGUGGCAGGGCUGGAUGCUGGCCUUGUGUACAAUUCCUUCCCCAAAAUGGGGGAGCGCUGGAUCCCGGAUGAUCUCCUUGCCUUCUCCCCCAUGCUGAGAAAUAUCUUUGAGAAUCCUACAACGGUACAGUUUGAUCACAGGAUCUUGGGAAUCGCCUCAGUCACGGCUGUCACAGCGCUGUACCUCUUCUCGCGGAAGAUCCCACUCCCUCGCAGGACCAGGGUGGCAGUGACUUCCUUAUUGGCUGUGGCUUGCAUGCAGGUGGGCCUGGGCAUC
Messenger RNA from Fulmarus glacialis (Northern fulmar), 842 nucleotides. RefSeq names its product cytochrome c oxidase assembly protein COX15 homolog (gene COX15). Gene Ontology annotation, molecular function: oxidoreductase activity, acting on NAD(P)H, heme protein as acceptor. Lineage: Eukaryota; Metazoa; Chordata; Aves; Procellariiformes; Procellariidae. The annotation marks the transcript as partial. The record is from RefSeq and is a predicted model, not a curated record. Gene Ontology annotation, biological process: heme A biosynthetic process. Gene Ontology annotation, cellular component: mitochondrial inner membrane. The transcript has 7 exons.